UACUCUUUGUUUGCGGGCUCUGGGCGCAGUUUUCCAACCCAGCCGAAGGGUUUAGCCGCUGCGGGGGCGAUGGAAGACAACGAUGAUAAUGAUAUAAAGCUGAAAGAAGAAAUGGAAGCCGAAUUGGAUAAAAUCAGCAUUUCUUCCUUGGAAAACGAUGAUCUGGAGAGUGAUUCAGAAUCAGAAACCCAGAGCGGUAGUAGUGACACAGAUUUGGAUGAAUUACCUGAGUCCGUUCUUCACUGUAUUAACAUCAUAAAGAAUCAGAGUAAAACUGUGGAAGAGCUCAUUCUUCAGGACAUGGAAGAUACUGAUGUUUUAAGCUAUGGUUAUGGAGCAGUUUCUAAUAACCAUAUGCAUUUAAGGAUAGAAUUAUCAAAUGACUGUAAAGAAAAUCCAGAACAAUUAAUGAAGAUGUUAUCUGAAAUAGAAAAAGGAGAAUUUCUGAGAAGCGAAACUCGCUGUGGCGGUCCUGAUUCUGUUCCAGAGCCUGGUCCUUGUGAUUUGCCUGUGGGUGGGCAUGUUUUGGCAGAUGAUGCUGAUCUAAAUUUUGGGUACUGCGAAGUGGAAGAAAGAUGUAGGCAGUCAUUUGAGGCUUGGCAAGACAGACAGAAGGAACUAGAAGACCAAGAGAAAGAAACUCUCAAAGCUCAGAGGGAUAGAGAAGAAAAGCAAUUUCAAGAAGAAGAAGAAAAAAGAUAUUGCUGGAUGAAGCAAUUUGAAGUUGAAAAGAAGAAAUUAGAGAGUAUUCAUAAGAAGGCUCUCAGUGAUUCCCACAUGGUCGUCUCUAACACGUACUUCACUGACCUCCUUAGCGUCUCCUUGACUCGCUUUCUGUAA
This is a messenger RNA of Phacochoerus africanus (Common warthog), 840 nucleotides long. RefSeq names its product leucine-rich repeat and IQ domain-containing protein 1-like. NCBI's taxonomy places the organism in Eukaryota, Metazoa, Chordata, Mammalia, Artiodactyla, Suidae. The transcript has 7 exons. The coding region runs from base 70 to 840 and encodes 256 amino acids. The record is from RefSeq and is a predicted model, not a curated record.